Melanotaenia boesemani (Boeseman's rainbowfish) is the source of this 4005-nucleotide messenger RNA. RefSeq names its product KN motif and ankyrin repeat domains 3 (gene kank3). The record is from RefSeq and is a predicted model, not a curated record. The coding region runs from base 220 to 3192 and encodes 990 amino acids. Gene Ontology annotation, molecular function: protein binding. Gene Ontology annotation, cellular component: cytoplasm; cytoskeleton. NCBI's taxonomy places the organism in Eukaryota, Metazoa, Chordata, Actinopteri, Atheriniformes, Melanotaeniidae. Gene Ontology annotation, biological process: negative regulation of actin filament polymerization. The transcript has 12 exons.
GAGGAUUUUUUUUCUCUUCUCCUCCCAAACUUUCCUUACCUUCUGGUAAAGUUAUGACAAGUGUCAGUGUGACUGGACGGAGCCAAGCCAGAAGGGCUGUGUGGUGCAGGAAGGAGGGAACCAGCCUGAGCUCCAGCUGCUUGAAUCUCUCCCAGUGUGGCUAAACGAGCCAGUUGCUGAUCUGUAGCUGAGAGAACUGAGAGGUUCCAGUCCUGAAAAAUGACCCAGUCCGUGCAAGUUAACUCAAAGCUGCCUGAUUUAGGCUCUCCAUUCCUUUACUCCAGUCAGGAGGAAGCUGACCAGCCAGGAUCUUACUCUGUCCAGACGCCUUAUGGCUUCCAACUGGACCUGGACUUCCUUAAAUAUGUAGAGGAGAUAGAGAGUGGGCACAACCUUCGCCGGGCACCUGUCAGCUCCCGGCGUCCUGGACGGGGGCUCAAACUUUCCCAGAGGAGUACAAGCGUUGGAGGACGAACAAGUGGCUGGACAUCCACAGAGUCUCUUGCAUCGCCUGCCAGUGAAGAUGGCAGAGCUCCUCCGCCCCCCCCGCCUCGUAACCGUCUUGGCUCAGCUCCCUGUGAGGGACUUUCUCUUUCUCCCAUAACCUUCCUUAAUGCUUCUCCUCUGUCCACUGGGGCCAAAGUGCCACCGCCUCCACCGCAACGCAACCCAAGAGUCGAGCGAACACUUCUGGAAACCAGUCGGCGGCUACAGCAGGAACAAACCCACCAGCACCAAAAUGGUGGACGCCUCCAGCUCGCAGAUCCUCCCAAACAGCUCACACCCUCUCCAUCCCUUAAGACUGUGCAGAGCAGCUGGACUAAACCCAGCCCUCAGACUUCUGGGCGUAGCACUCCAGCUGCCGGCAUCACUGUGACCCCAAUCCCACCCAGCCAGCUGCAGACCGUUAGAGAGCAGAUGGCUACUGCCUUGAAGCAGCUGAAGGAGAUGGAGGAAAGAGUGAAGGGUGUUCCUGCGCUUGAGAAAGAAGUGGCCCAGCUUCGUGCAGAGAAAGACAUGCUUGUGCUGGCUCUAGAGGAGAAGAAAGCAGCUAUGGAGGUUGCCCAGAAGAAGCAACAGUCUACAGAGUCUUCUACCCAAACUGCAGAGACCCUCCAACCUGAGCACAGUCAUCUGGCUUCACCAAACACAACAGGACACAAGGGUCUUGGAAAAUCUGGUGAACUGAAAAGACUUACAGAAAAGUUUGAGGGGAAGGAACAGAAAGUUCCCCAGCCAUCCUCUAAAGUAAACACUUCAGAAAAAGUAGUUGUUCAAAAGAAAUCAGUGGCUGUUGGGGACGAUGUGCCAAUGGCCUCUGUUGUUUUCUACUACAGCCAUGGUGUAAAAGACUCAUGCGUAGGCACUGAGGUGAAAGUUUGCGAGAAAUUGACGGGAACAGAAUCCCCUCUGGUUCACGAACAGGCUGUACAAGUCAGUGUGGAGACAGAGGAGGCGGAGGUUUGGGUCAUGGAGUCACUACUUGGGCUGACCACAGAGGCUCAGCGGGAGAUAGACACCUUACAGGACACCAUUAAAUUCCAGCAGGAAUCCAUCACGGUUCUAGAAGAUCGGUUGAAUGAAGCCGACAAAGACCUGGGAAUCCUUAGAUCCCAGAUGGAGGAAAAAACCUCUAAACUCACAUUUGAGAAAGACGUUCUUGCCAAACCAGACAUGAAAGAUGCCCAAGUCGAGACUUUAACUUCUGUGUUAAAGCAUGCUGCGGUUUUGUGUCGUCCGGAGGUGACAGAUGCAUGUAUCAGCUGGGAAGCAGAUCAGACAGAACAGGGCACCCAGACUGAAGCUGCAGAGACUGCACCAGAACCAGCUCCUGUGGAGCUGGUCAGCACUGGGUGCCAGUAUGAGAACUUAGGCAAUGAAAAGACUGAGGAGCAGAAAGUGACAGUACCAAAGAAGAGACAGCUGACCAUUGCUGAAUACAAGGUCUCCCCAGAUGAAGAGUUGGUCGGUGGAACUGAGAAAAAAGAUGAAGGCGAAGGAGAGGAGACAGUAGUCAGCAGCACCCAAACAACAACAGGUAUGCUGAAAUCAAUCAUGAAGAGGAAGGAUGGGAGUAACUCCAGUGAGAAUCGGACUGCUGGCAAGAAGAGCCUUCAAUUUGUUGGUAUUCUGAAUGGAGGAUACGAAUCUACCUCCAGUGAGGAGGAAGAGGAGGAGGAGGAAGAGGAGGAAGAUGGGAGUUCUUCUGGAGAAAGUGGAGAGGGCGAAUGCUUGGACAGCACAGAAGAAGAUGAGGCCGCUUUGGAGGAAGAAACCUCUGAGGAGGAGAGAAACGUAAACCUGGAUGAGAGUGACACUGAUGAGGAAACACUGAGAGCUGCAAAUUAUUCAUCCGAUGCUGUGAAAGAAAAAUUUGAGUUUAGCUCAAAAAUGCGUGAAGCCUGCCUCAUACUGAAGAAUCACCUCAACGAAGACGUCCAAACCCUGAAGAGUAAGGAAGUGCUCUCCAGCACCCACACUGUCCAGCUCGAGUGGUUCAGAAUCUCCAGUGCAAAGAUGGCUCAGCCGCCGCGGGUGUCCGACUAUUUAAUGGCAUUCUCUGAGGUGUCUUCAGUGCUGCUGCAGCAUGUUGUCAACAUGACUGAUGGCAACGGCAACACAGCUCUUCAUUACAGCGUCUCCCACUCCAACUUCGGCGUGGUCAGUCUGCUGCUGGACACAGGUGUGUGCUGUGUGGAUAAGCAAAACAAGGCGGGAUACACAGCCAUCAUGCUGGCUGCUCUCUCCACUGUGAAGGAGGAGGAAGACAUGGCUGUGGUGAAAAAGCUCUUCAGUCAGGGGAAUGUGAACGCCAAAGCCAGCCAGGCAGGUCAGACAGCGCUGAUGUUAGCGGUGAGCCACGGCCGGCAGGAGAUGGUGCGGGCCCUGCUGGAGUGUGGUGCUGACGUAAAUGUGCAAGACGAUGAGGGAUCUACAGCCCUGAUGUGUGCCAGCGAACACGGCCGUGCUGAGAUUGUCAAACUACUCCUGGAACAGCCUGGGUGUGACAUCUCCAUCGUGGAUAAUGAUGGCAGUAAUGCUCUGUCUAUUGCACUGGAGGCGGCCCACAAUGACACAGCUGUUCUUCUCUAUGCCCAUAUGAACUACGCUAAGACCCAGACUGCCAUGGGAAGCCCAAAGGCUCAGCAAAGGAGCCCCACGAGCCCCCACAAGUCGUGGCCUGCAGACUGAGACAAUCGCUGCUGCUCACCGAGGAGGCCAGAGACCAGCAAACAGAACUGGAUUUGAGCUGUGAAAAGCUCCACUGGAAUUUACCUAGACUCAUAUGUAUUUAUAUAUUGCUAUAACUUCUGCAUUUAUAAGUAUUGUUAAUAUGAGAAUACUAUUUUUCCAUAAAAGUUGUUAUAUUAUGUACUUAUCUGUUGUGUUGAACUAGGUCUCCUGUUCUUGUUUUCUCUCUGACAGGAAAGAAACCCAACAUUUAUUAUUUGCACACAAAUAACAGAUUACUGUUAAGGCUGACAUAGACCAGCAAAUAAUGUUUAUCAAACAAAUCUUUAAAUAUUGUUUAAACAUAACAUAAUAAUUAAUAUCUGUUCAGAAAAACCUGAUGUCUAUUCUCCAAAAUAUCACUACAGCUUCCUGGACUGGCUUAUUUGUAUGGUGAACCCACUGAGAUGUUGCUGGUGUGGGUGUGCUCUGCUGUCUUCCCUUUCUAUCCUCCAUCCAUCCAUCCAUUUUCUAUACCGCUUAUUCCAAUUCAGAGUCAUGGAGAAGCUGGAGCCUAUCCCAGCACCCUUCAUAUCCUGCCUUGGUUGAUAAAUGUGUAAAACACACACCCGUCCCAUAACUUGCUCAAACUGUCUUUGCACUGUACAGUGCUGGAAAGAGUGAUGACAUCCCUGUAUUUUAUUAAUAUCUACAAAAUUAAAUGAGAAUUAAUACAAACAUUAUGCGCUUAGAAAUCAGGGGUGUCAAAAAUACUGACUACCACUGUACAUUUAUAUAAAUAUUUACAUGUUUUAUAUAUAUUCUUGUCUGUAA